GAAUAAAGAGGGAGAAACUUUUCCCUAAAUAACGACUUUCUCCGUUAUCUCUCUCCUCCGUCGGCCGUCACAACGGUUUGCCGUUGUUAACGGGCGGCGUUUUCAUUCAUUCACUAAACCGGCAAGAUGCUAGGAUAUUUGCUAAACCGUCUACUAGUGUUGUUGCUUGCAUAUGCAUAUCCGGCUUACGAAUGCUUCAAAUCUAUAGAGAAAAAUAAACCAGAUAUUGAACAAAUGCGCUUUUGGUGCCAAUACUGGAUAAUAAUUGCUGCCAUGACCGUUUGGGAUCCAUUUGGUGAUGCAUUUAUUGGAUGGUUCCCCAUGUAUAGUGAAGUAAAGUUGGUAAUUUGCGUAUACUUAUGGUAUCCCAAAACACAGGGAACAAAAUAUAUUUACAACUCGUUCUUGAAACCAUUCUUGUUAAAGCAUGAACCCGAGAUUGACCGUACCCUGUCGCAAUUGAAGACGAGGGCUGGAGACUCCGCAUCUCUUUACUUCCAAAGGGUUGUAGCCUAUGUUCAAAUACGGGUUGUUGAAAUGGUUCAAUUAGUUAUGGCACAAUCUAUGCAAAGACCCCAACCUGCUCCGGAGACCCAAACGGCAUCGGCCAGCAACACGAAGAAAACCGGUGCCAGCACGGCUAAAUGAUCAAUCUGAUACGGAUCAUCGUCUCCACAUGUUAGUCUUCAAGCUGUGAUUUUUUAGGCAUUGUGAGAUUGAUGUAACCUUUUCACUAUAUAUAUGUAUAUUUAUUCCUUAAAAAACUACUGAACUUAUAAAACAAUGUAUAUUUAUAUUCAUAUAAUUCUAGUCUUAAGUGUGUUGACCGGGUGGUCAACAUGUUCACUUA
Molecule: messenger RNA, 850 nt
Organism: Helianthus annuus (common sunflower)
Lineage: Eukaryota; Viridiplantae; Streptophyta; Magnoliopsida; Asterales; Asteraceae
Product: HVA22-like protein i
Exons: 7
Coding region: 127-648 (173 amino acids)
Source: RefSeq, a predicted model, not a curated record